GAAGAGAACAAAGGAAGAUAGUACCAUGUUGCUUUGGGCUUAUCUUUACCUUGGAAACAUAGCCACAGGUGGCCUGAUAUCACACCCUUGCAUCUCUCUCUCUCUCUCUUGCUAUCUCUUUCUAUCUGUCUCUCUCUCUCUCAGCCAUACAGCAGUAGAAAAACUCAUUAAUAAUGAGAGUAUAUAUGAGCCAGCUGAACCUGAAACGACUGAAGAAAGACAGGCAUGUUGUUCCUGACUCCACCCCUCUCAGCCAGACACUGCCAUCGCCCUGCGAACAACUCACCUGGUCAAUCCGAGCCUUCUGCCGGGUUACCACGGUGACCUGAUCCCAUUCCUUCUCGGCUCUCGAUGCUCCGGGGGGCCAGCGCUGAGGACUCCCGACAUUCCGGCUGCUCUUCCUGAAGCAGAAUGCCUGUACACCAGAUCUCCGUGUUGCCGGUUCGGGAGACGGCGAGUAACGGCAAAGGUGCUUCUCGCUCCAAAGACAAGACUGAGGGAGGGAAGGUCUCUGGACGCUCAGGGAGUCGUUCCAGCAACAUCUCCAAGGCGAGCAGUUCUACAACGGGACUGGGCACGGCCACCGUGUCCCGUACGUCAGUCACCCCCUCGUCUCAAGAUAUUUGCAGUACCGGCCCCCUGACUCGCCUGGAGGAGGAUGUCUCUGACGGACACACCCAGAAACCUCCUCAGAAAGGAGCGCUGGCGGUCACCAGCACCAAGCAGAGCUCCUCCCAGAAGAAGCAGGUGAAACGGCGGCAGAAACCCAAGCCAGAUAGCUGCACCGACACCAUCGAGACAAUCGCCCCACCUCCGCCCGACCGCGAGCGCAGCCCGGGCAGCGACGGCGCCGACAGGUCCGAGAAACGGGAGAAGGGCUCCAAGCCGAGGAAGGAGCACGUCCGCCACCGCGGCUCCAUCCCCCCGCAGUCGGAGUCCUCCUCGGAGGACGAGGAAACCUGGCGCCAGUCGCGGAGUUGGAGCAAGGAGAAGGCUCGGAGGGGCAGACGUCGGAGCGGCAGCAGCCGAGACAGGGACGGGGGGAGAGGGGGGGGUGGAGACGGGAGGGGUGGAGACGGGGGGGAGAAAAUGGAGCUCCAGUCUGUGGACUCGGACGAAGGCCGCGAAAACAAGGAGAACCAGGCUCCGCUGGAGAACGGGCAUGGGGGACUGAAGAGCCGACGCGGCGAGGCGCCGAGAAGGGAGGGGCGCGCCUCCCAAAAGGGCGGGACCCAGCGCCGGGACGGGGAGGCGGGGGGGUACAAGUCCCGCAGCCCCGGGAGUUCCUCGCUGGCGGAGGAAGGGGAGGAGCACAUCACCAAGCGCUACCAAGAGAGAGGGGCCGGGGGUGGGGACAUGUCGGCGCCGACGUCACGGAGCAAUUGCGGCGUCAACGGCACUGUUGAACCUGAUUCCGACGAUGAAAUGGAGGUCUGCAGAAUCUGUCACUGUGAGGGGGACGAGGAGUUCUCGUUGAUAACCCCGUGCCGGUGCACAGGGAGUAUGAGGUUCGUCCACAUGGCCUGUCUUAACCAGUGGAUCAAGUCUUCAGACACACGAUGCUGUGAACUGUGCAAAUAUGAUUUCAUCAUGGAGACCCAGCUCAAGCCGCUAGGCAAGUGGGAGAAGCUACAGAUGUCCACCGGUGAGCGAAGGAAGAUCUUUUGCUCUGUGGUCUUCCACCUGAUUGCAGUCAUCUGCGUGCUGUGGUCGGUCCAGGUUCUGGUCAAAAGGACCAUGGACGAGAUCAGUCUAGGCAAAGGCUAUGACCAUUUUUGGAGCUUAAAUCUACAGAACUACAGUACAACAGACGUGUUUCAAUGGCCGUUCUGGACCAAGCUGAUUGUGGUGGGGAUCAGUUCCUCCGGCGGCCUCCUCUUCAUGUACAUCCAGUGCAAGGUCUACCUCCAGCUGUGGCGCCGCCUCAAAGCCUUCAACCGCAUCAUCACCGUGCAGAACUGCUCUGAGAAAGCCCAGCAUCCUGUGCAGGCUCCUCCUCCCAUCACCACGCUGGCCAAUGGGAAUCACGACACUGUGGCGGUUCCCAUGGGCCAGCUCUCCAAAGGCGGCCAGGAGUCUCAGUCGGACUCUGACUCGACCACGGAGGACGCGGUGGCGCCGGCGGAGAGCCCCGUCUGAGGCUCCCCCCCCCCCCCCC
Molecule: messenger RNA, 2158 nt
Organism: Hypomesus transpacificus
Lineage: Eukaryota; Metazoa; Chordata; Actinopteri; Osmeriformes; Osmeridae
Gene: marchf1
Product: membrane-associated ring finger (C3HC4) 1
Exons: 11
Coding region: 412-2139 (575 amino acids)
Biological process (GO): immune response; protein polyubiquitination; antigen processing and presentation of peptide antigen via MHC class II
Cellular component (GO): lysosome; cytoplasm; late endosome membrane
Molecular function (GO): ubiquitin protein ligase activity; MHC protein binding; zinc ion binding
Source: RefSeq, a predicted model, not a curated record